AUGGCGGAUGUGGAGAUGAGUGACUGGGUUUGUUUUCAUUCCAUCCUGAGCCAGCACCAGGUAGAGCAGGUGUCAGUGCCUGGCCCCGUGCGUAUCCAGAGAGAGCCCAAUCCCUAUCCUGUAAUAACUGUAGAGCACUUUAAAGAAUCAACGGGUUUUAAAGGCCUUCCCCUGUAUCCAGACCCCUCCAGAGUACCUGGAAUGAAAACUCAGAACAGUUUAGAAUAUGACUACCUGGCCCGAGAUGGCCCUUCCAGCAACAGCUCGUUCCACAGCAGUGAAGAGGAGGGGACCGACCUCGAGGGGGACAUGCUGGACUGCAGUGGGUCUCGACCUCUCCUCUUGGAGUCGUCAGAAGAGGAUGAGAGCUGCAGGCCUCCGCAGGGGAAGCUGGGAGGAGCCACUCCUUUCACUCAGCCAGAAGUCUCCCCUGAGCAAGCCAAGGCAGCGCAAGGUGGAAGAAAGAACCAGUUCGGAGCCCUCACGCAGCCAACCGCUGAUGGAGUCGGUGAGCCAGAUGUUUUCGCCACUGCUCCCUUCAGGAGCUCGAGGGUUCCCGCUGAUGACGUGGACAUUUUCACCAAAGCCCCAUUUGUCUGCAAGGGCAGCGUGGCUCCUUCCCAGCCAGAGGAGGCGGACGUGUUCUUGAGAGCUCCUUUCACUAAGAAGAAAAGCAUGGAGGAGUUAACCGUUGCCCAGAGCGCCUCCCCGGAGUCUACUGCGCAGCCCGGUCUCCUUCGUCAGACCAAUGACAUCCCUCUGCUCCCGGGCCUUGAUCGAGCCGUGCAUCCCUCUGUCCGAGCUCAGUAUUCCAUGGCUGGUUUUGCCCAAGCGUCUAACCACCCCUCCCAUUCUGUACAAGCAGCAGACCAUCUUGACAGCGUCUCUCCCAGGGGCACCUCUCUGGAAUCUGGCGCCCAUCCUAAUGACAGAAACAAAGGACCUCAGCCCCAGAAAGAAUCUGUCUCAGCCCCCGUGGCUGGCAAACCAUUCCGCCCCCAGUCUUUAUCCAAAUAUUCCCGUCACUAUAGCCCGGAAGAUGAGCCAAGUCCAGAAGCCCAGCCCAUCGCUGCCUACAAAAUUGUUUCGCAAACCAAUAAGCAGUCGAUAGCUGGCUCUGUUUCCAUCACAUCCCUUUCCUCCAGGACUACGGAGCUGCCAGCUGCUGAUCCUUUUGCUUUAGCGCCCUUUCCUUCGAAAUCAGGCAAGCAGAAACCUUAG
Messenger RNA from Lipotes vexillifer (Yangtze River dolphin), 1221 nucleotides. RefSeq lists its product as uncharacterized. Gene Ontology annotation, biological process: protein phosphorylation; regulation of clathrin-dependent endocytosis. NCBI's taxonomy places the organism in Eukaryota, Metazoa, Chordata, Mammalia, Artiodactyla, Lipotidae. The record is from RefSeq and is a predicted model, not a curated record. Gene Ontology annotation, molecular function: protein serine/threonine kinase activity; AP-2 adaptor complex binding. The coding region runs from base 1 to 1221 and encodes 406 amino acids. Gene Ontology annotation, cellular component: presynapse. The transcript has 2 exons.